UCCCACCAUCAUCAUUGAAUUGAAGCGCCACCGUCCCAUUCUCUCUCUCUGUCUCUCUCUUAAGAAUUAUUUCUCAUCUCUUUUUUCUUCAAGUCGAAGCUAAGGCAAGGAGAGAGAUAAAGGGAAGGGGGGAUGGAGUUCUACGAGGAGUUCAUCUGGACGGCGGUGGUCUCCAUCCUCCUCGUCCUCCUGAUCAGCAAACUCGCUGCCCUCGGCGGCGUGGAGGGCGAUCUCGGCAGCGACGCUUCGGCGGAGGCGGCGGCGCUUCCGGAGGAUAUCGGGCUCCGACCGGCGGCGAUCGCCGGCGGAGGAGGGGUUUACGUUGAGGAGAGGAGGGAAGGAUUGGGGGAGGGUGGUGGUUUGGGUAUAGAAAAUGUCGAUGUUGGUUGCGGAGUUGAAGCGGAUCUUGGAUCGGACGGAAUGGAGGCUAGCGAGGUGGAAGAAGAAGGGGAGAUAUCGGAAAGAGAGCGAUCCUUGCAGGAUAUCUUGGAGAAGGCCGAGGAGGUGAGAACUGGUGAGUUUGAUCGAGAGAAGGAGAAUACGAUGGAAGAAACUACAGUUAAAGAGGAGAUUGGAAAGACUGAUGCUUUGUUAGUCAAAGAAGAAGAGGGAUUUUCUAAGGAUGAAGUUAAUGUGGAGAAAGUUGCAGGAUUGGACGAGGGAGAAAUGAUGAAGGAAGACGAGAAGCGGGGAAGUGAGGAGAAGGGGGGAACGUUGCUUUAUGGGGAGGACGAGUGGGAGGGGAUCGAGAAGAGUGAGCUGGAGAAGCUUUUUGGUGUGGCGGUGGCUUAUGUUGAUAGUAAGGAUGGUAAGGAAGCGGUGUCGAGGCUUAGUGGUGAUACACAGAUGCAGUUGUAUGGGCUUCUAAAGGUUGCGACCGAGGGGCCGUGCUACGAGCUGCAGCCGAUGGCUUUGAAGGUUGCUGCUCGCUCCAAAUGGUCUGCUUGGCAACGACUGGGGAGUAUGGAGCCAGAGGUGGCUAUGGAACAAUACAUCAACCUUCUUUCUGAAAGCAUUCCUGGAUGGAGGGGAGAAAAACCUGAAGAUGAAGCCAAACAUAAUGAUGGCAAUGAUUCUCCCAUAGCAGUGGUAUCUGGAAAAGGCACACCUGAUUCAAGCUUAUUCUCGUUCUACCAACCAAAUUUGCCGACUGAAAGUUUAUCAGAAGAUUCUUCUUGCACUCAAGGUGGCAGUGUAAGUGGUGGUCCAAAGCCUUUGAAGCAAGGGCUGACCAAGACAUUCCUUUUUAACCUGCUCUCUCCAACCAGAGUGACAUUCGCAAGUUUCUACUUAUGAGCUGGGCUAACCCUAUAUCUGAGGAUCCUCAUGGUUCUAAUUGGGACUAUUUGCUCUGGAGAGGUGGCUGUAGGCAGAUCAUGUCUUCUUUUGUUAUUCCUCAGUCUCACGGUUAGUCUCACUGUAAAGCUUGCAUGGUGUGUAUGACUUUAUAUGUGUACAUAGUUCAUAAGGUAUGUAUUACUGGUAAUUGUAUACUUGGGGCUGUUAUUUUAUCAGUAAUAUAUUCUUGAUGAUUCCUGCACGGUA
This is a messenger RNA of Elaeis guineensis (African oil palm), 1545 nucleotides long. RefSeq lists its product as uncharacterized. Gene Ontology annotation, biological process: fatty acid metabolic process. Lineage: Eukaryota; Viridiplantae; Streptophyta; Magnoliopsida; Arecales; Arecaceae. Gene Ontology annotation, molecular function: fatty-acyl-CoA binding. The record is from RefSeq and is a predicted model, not a curated record.